GAUCCCGCAGGGCGAGAAGGUGUCCGCGAAGACGGCCGCGAACAUCGCGGCGCUCUCCCUGGAAUCGUGCACCGAGAAGAAGCUGGCGCACCAUAGUUCGGUGGGGUCCAGGCCCUGGAGGCCGAAGUGCAUGCAGGGCAAGGAGGGCGCCGACGUGCAGCAGGAG
Molecule: messenger RNA, 166 nt
Organism: Prorocentrum cordatum
Lineage: Eukaryota; Dinophyceae; Prorocentrales; Prorocentraceae
Source: the annotation of a GenBank genome assembly